Messenger RNA from Angiostrongylus costaricensis, 843 nucleotides. Lineage: Eukaryota; Metazoa; Nematoda; Chromadorea; Rhabditida; Metastrongylidae. The record is from the annotation of a GenBank genome assembly.
AUGUCGCAACUCGAACGAGAACUGAUCGAAAGGGCCAAGGAGCGUGGCGUGGAUCGAGUAACGGCUCGUCAAACUCUCACUGAUAAGCUGUUGUGGAAGGAGAAAGGCGAAGUGGCGACGAUUCGCAUGCAACGUUGGGCGCUGUUGGUACUGAGCAAGGAUUCGGUUGGUGUGAUUCCGAAUGAAAUUUGCGCUGUUGUGAUGGAAAACGGCGAAAUAGUCGGCGAGAUGCGCCUCAUUCGACAUGGAUUCCAACCAAGCACGUUCUGCGACACCAAUACGAUGCGCCUCGAUCGUAUCAUGUGCCUCGAAGAUGUCAUUACCGUAUUUCGUCAGAUUAACGAACGAAGUACGCAGCGUGAGUCGCAUAAUGAAAAGCUGAAACAAGUUCAGGUCGACAUCGAAGAAGAUGAGCAGUACGAACAGCUUAGAGAUCUUGAACUCAGUGACACCAUCCUCUUCGCUCGAGCUGCUGCGGAGUACUUCGCAAGGGCGAUGAAAAUGUGCACGUUACCACAGCCUACAUUUGACAGUACUUCCAUCAUUCGGCACCAUAAUCCUCAUCACUUCCUCAGUCAGCACGAUCAUCAGCUAGAACAAGCACAUUUGGACAUAUCCGACGGUUCAUCUACAGUUGGUGCUGGGACUCAGGUUGCAGCACAAGGCGACAUCUGCUGGACGAUUGCACCACCUAAGUGCUCUCAGCCCGAACUCUAUCCUUUGGCACUCGAGCCGCCGAGACAACCCAUAUCGGGAAGACUAGCGACUAAUCCUUUCAACAAACCGGCAAACAUACAAGCUCCAGAACGUGGUGAGCAGUGUAUUUCUCAACAAACGUAUUGA